This is a messenger RNA of Sceloporus undulatus (fence lizard), 6220 nucleotides long. It is a transcript of the gene SORT1, whose product is annotated as sortilin 1. Gene Ontology annotation, biological process: vesicle organization; Golgi to endosome transport; endocytosis. Lineage: Eukaryota; Metazoa; Chordata; Lepidosauria; Squamata; Phrynosomatidae. Gene Ontology annotation, molecular function: protein binding. Bases 19 to 2382 code for a protein of 787 amino acids. The transcript has 20 exons. The record is from RefSeq and is a predicted model, not a curated record. Gene Ontology annotation, cellular component: membrane; Golgi apparatus.
UUACUGUUGUCGGCGGUGAUGGAGAGCGGAGGGUGGCUGCGCUUCGGUGUCCUUCUGCUCUUCGCGGCCCCGUUUUGGGGCCGGGAGCUGGGUUUGGGAGGAGAGAGGAGGCUGAGGUCCCGGAGGGGGGCGGCGGAGGAGGCGGGAUGCGGCCCCAGGGAGGGCGGCUUCGACCGGGAGGCGCUGGACAACAACACCCACAAGCGUGUCUUCAAUGACCUCAGUGGCUCAGUAUCCCUCUCCUGGAUUGGAGACAGCACUGGGGUUAUUCUUGUAUUGACAACAUUUCAGGUACCACUGCUGAUUGUGACUGUUGGGCAGUCUAAACUCUACCGAAGUGAAGACUAUGGAAAAACCUUUGUGGACAUUACAGAUCUUAUUAACAACACUUUCAUCAGAACAGAAUUUGGAAUGGCUAUUGGACCUGAGAAUUCAGGGAAGGUUAUACUGACAGGGGACAGGUCUGGACCAGAACAUACAGGACGGAUCUUCAGAUCAUCAGAUUUUGCUAAAAACUUUGUACUGACAGAUCUCCCUUUCCAUCCUUUGACACAAAUAACCUAUCACCCUGAGAAUUCUGAUUUGUUGUUAGCCCUCAGUACUGAGGGCAGCCUUUGGGUAUCCAAGAACUUUGGUGAGAAAUGGAAGGAAAUACACAAAGAUGUUUGCCUGGCCAAAUGGGGCCCUGGCAUAACCAUCUUCUUCACCACUUACCUGAAUGGCUCUUGUAAAGCUGAUCUCGGGUUACUGGAACUGAAAAAGACCAAAGACUUUGGGAUGACAUUCCAGACUAUAGGCAACAAAAUUUAUUCCUUUGGUCUGGGUGGACGCUUUCUCUUUGCAUCUGUGAUGACAGAAAAGGGUAACACAAGGCGAAUCCAUGUGUCACUGGAUCAGGGUGAAACCUGGAAUAUGGCCCAGCUUCCUUCAGUGGGACAAGAGCAGUUUUACUCUAUCUUAGCAGCUAAUGAUGACAUGGUGUUCAUGCAUGUUGAUGAACCUGGAGAUACUGGGCAUGGAACAAUCUACACCUCUGAUGAUCAAGGUAUUAUAUAUUCCAAAUCUCUAGAAAGGCACCUUUACACAACCACUGGGGGAGAAACAGACUUCACCAAUGUGACUUCCUUGCGAGGCAUCUACAUCACUAGUGUACUCUCAGAAGAUAAUUCCAUUCAGUCCGUGAUUACCUUUGAUCAAGGAGGAGAGUGGGUACACUUGAGAAAGCCUGAAAAUGCUAAAUGUGAUUCGACAGCCAAAAAUAAGGAGGAGUGCAGUCUUCACAUCCAUGCAUCUUACAGCAUCUCACAGAAGCUGAAUGUACCAAUGGUACCUCUGUCAGAACCUAAUGCUGUUGGUAUCAUCAUUGCUCAUGGAAGUGUUGGAGAUGCCAUUUCAAUAACAAACCCAGAUGUCUACAUUUCGGAUGAUGGUGGCUACACAUGGGCACGGAUGCUGGAAGGACCCCAUCAUUAUGCCAUCUUGGAUUCUGGGGGCAUCAUUGUGGCUGUUGAGCAUACCUAUCAUCCUAUCAAUGUGAUUAAGUUCUCAACAGAUGAAGGGCAAUGCUGGCACAAAUACGUUUUCAGUAAGGAACCAAUAACUUUUACUGGCCUGGCUUCAGAACCUGGAGCAAAAUCGAUGAAUGUUAGUAUCUGGGGAUUUAAGGAGAGCUUCCUGUCCCGACAGUGGAUCUCAUAUACCAUUGACUUUAAUGAUCUGCUCAGCAGGGACUGUGUGGAGAAGGACUAUACAAAGUGGUUGGCCCAUUCCAGUGACCCCAGUAACCCUGCUGAUGGCUGUAUCCUGGGCUAUAAAGAGGAAUACCUACGGCUUCGCAAGUCAUCUGUCUGUCAAAAUGGCCGAAACUAUCAAGUGACCAAGCAACCUUCUGUCUGCACUUGUACAUUAGAUGAUUUCCUUUGUGAUUUUGGCUACUUCCGCCAAGAAAACCAAUCUGAAUGUAUAGAGCAGCCAGAACUGAAGGGUCAUGACUUGGAGUUCUGUCUGUAUGGGAAGAAAGAGAGGUUAAAGACCAAGGGAUAUCGGAAGAUUCCAGGAGAUAAAUGUGUUGGUGGGGAGAAUCCCACCCGUGAAGAGACUGAUUUAAAAAAGAAAUGUACUAGCAACUACUUGAACUCAAGCCAGUUGUCUGCCUCUUCCAACUCCACUCCAGUCAUCCUGGCUGUAAUAGGCUUGAUGCUCACCACUGCAGUAGCUGGAGUAGUCAUCAUUAAGAAAUAUGUUUGUGGGGGAAGGUUUCUGGUUCAUCGGUACUCUGUCCUUCAACAGCAUGCAGAAGCCAAUGGCUUUGAAGGACUUGACACACCAGAUGCUGGUAAAACAGGUUACCAUGAUGAUUCUGAUGAGGAUCUCCUGGAAUAGUGAUACAUAGACCUUAACUAAAACUGGAUACAUAUGGGUUUGGAUGCUGCUACGGAAGGGUGGAAAUGCCGACAGCCCAUUCAACUCCCAGUCUGGAUACCUUUCCCAUCUCUGAGGAAAAGGGUCUGUGUUCCUGUUGCUUCAUCAAACUGUCCAAACCCUCAAGAAUGCAAGAUCUGUAUUGGGGGUAGGGGUGGUUGAGAAGACUACAGGUCUGAGUAAGGAGGAAGAAAGCUUCUUCUUCUUCUUCUUCUUUUAAAAAAAGGAUAGGGGAGAAAAAGGUUAACAUUAUUUUAAUCAGAUUUCUUUCCAGCUCUUAAAAGAACUAAAUAGGAACGUGAAAGCAAUAUUUCACUAAAUAUUAACAUUACUAGGUUCAAUAUGUUUUGCUGCUGAAAGAAGGGCCCAAAUUUCCAGAUGAGAGACAUCUUUGAUUCCAACACUGUGGUGAUACCGUUUUGAAGCUGCUGCAAUAUGAUCAGCACUUCUCCAAGCAUAUAAAGCAAAGACAUGCUGGAGCAAGGACUGAGGAAGCUAACCAGCAUCCCAAAGGGCAGUGUGCCAAAAUGGAAGUGCUUUCUGUUUUAACUAAAAUGUAACCAACUGGGUAGAUUUAUGCUGUACAAAGCAAGAGAAUAUUUCAAGGCUCAAACAAACUCCAUGGCUGGGCUAUACAAUUCCAAGGAACUAAACUGUGAAACCAGCAUUUGUGCUACCACAAAUGUUUAACAAAAGAAGAAGAAAGAAAAGAAAAUAAUGGUAUCCCGAGUGGAUUCAUCUUAUAUUUUGUGGGACUAAGCAUUACAGAUCUAUUAGAAAAAAGACUUGUUUAGAAUGUCAUAAUCUCAUGAAGUAACAGAAGUUACGUGCUGUAGAUCUUGGUUAUUGAAGGAAUGUUUCAUUAUAGGCAGCACUAUGAUGUUUUUCAGUGUUCAGUUUUUCACUAUGCACCUGUUUUAAUGAAAGCAAUAGAUAUGUGGUAGCAAGCCACUCUAUUUGGUACUUCAUAUUUACCAACACCUAUUUUCCCACAUAAUUUGAGUUUUAACAGUUAAACUGCCCACAUGGAAUCAUAUUCUUUCCCAGUACUUUUCAGAGAGUAUUGUGAACUGAAUAUUCAAACAUUUAAUUUAAAGUCAUUUAGAUGCUAAUAUAAAGGUUAGUUUGCUUAAUGCCAGUUGGCAAUAGAAGCAUCCCAAUCUAAUGAUUAUUGGAAAAGAGACAGAAAGUGUCUUGCGAGUCUUUACUAACUCUCAGUUAUUUUCUGGAUCAGUUUAAGCCCAAGGUAGUGGCACUUACACUUGUGUUAGAAUCUUAUAACUGCCUUGUGGAAAACUACUCGUAAUUAUUGGGGUUCUUUCUGUUGUUUCAUUGAGGAUCUUAUUCACUAGAAGAUGUGCUUGUUUUAAUUUUGGAGAAACCCUCUUAUAAGAAACAACUCUGCUUAUUUUGAAACUAAGUAUGGGAAACUAGAGUAUUUUCAAAAGAAAUCAGAAAAUGACUUGUUGGGAGGCUUUUUAAAUUCUAAAUUCAUAUCCUAUGAUAAUGUCAUUGGGAGCAUGAACAUCUGCUACCUAUCCUCCUCAGACCCCCCCCCCCCCGCUGUCCCUUACUUCUCUUCCCCCAUGCUCACCUUGCAGUGGGGUAGUAUCAGUGAGCUAUUUUCACCAGAGGCUUCUGUGAGGAGCCUUCAUUUCUCCCACCAUUGGUAAGUGCUAAUACUAACUAUCUCAAACACAAGGAGCAUUGGCAGAUAUAUAUUUCGAAUACUUUGGAUGCUUCAUUUAUAGUGUCAAAAUUAAUGGGGACAGGAGAGAGAGAGAGAGAGAGAAAGGUUUGGAUUACAAUUGAAACUCGUUGAAAUGUGGGGUGGGAAUUCAUCUUGCUUUAUAAUCAAGGUGAGAAUUACAAGGUGGACAUAUUUGGUAUUCUUCUAAAACAAGUGAUUACAGAUUUCAGCAACAAUGUUACUUGUAAGGUUAGAUUAGGUGUUCCUACUUUGGUGAAUUGUUAACAUGUGUCUCAUCAUUCAUCAUGUAUUUCAUGCUUUUAGUGUGUUAAAUAAGAGAGCCUAAUUGGGUUGAAGCAGAAGAAUGUCCGGUCACUGAUGACUUGCAUCAAAUGAAGGAGGAUUUUGUUAGGUAUUCAUAGGCCAAUAAAUAUUCCCAGAUAAGAGAUGCUGUUAAAGUCAAAGGACUUUCUGCCUCUCCUUUUGGCGGAGUAAGAUAUUUGGAAGCAAGUGCCAUGAAAGUAAAAUAUUUGAGAGUAAGUGUCCCGGAUUUGUUUUUCUCCUUGUGACUUGGCUUUAUUAUGCUUUUUUGACAAGGUCCCUAUUUCCCAAUGUGCAUCAUUGAAUGAUUAAAUUAUAACCCAGAAUGUUGUUGUUUUUCCAUGGUAUUAUGGUACCAUGUUUUUUCUUUACAUGGUAUUAUUUUUUAGUCCCUUAUGAAAGAUAAAUGCACCAACAGGGAACACACCUGUGCAAAGUCAAAGGAACGUUUAUUCCUGGAAAAUCUAGUUCUGUGCAACCAUUUGCUUGCAAUAAGUGCAGAACUGUGAGGACAUGAGUAAAUAUGCAUACUGUACCCCUUUGUGUCUCCAGCUGCCUCUUACAUCUUUGCACAUUGGACACAAAUAUUUGUACAAGGACUUGUAGACGUGUUUCUGAAUGCACUUUUGAUUUCCUGUUAUUGGGAACCAUGGACAUGUUUACAAACCCCCUAUAUAGGCCUUGAGUUAUGCAGAGAUCUAUGAGAGAAACAGGCACUUGGGAGAAGGGGAGUGUCCUCACCUAUGUUUCAGCUGCAAUUUAGUCUUACAUGUGCUGUAAGAAAAAAAUAGGUGCAUAGAGCUUCUUAUUCCACUUUCCACUUGUUAUUCAUGACUUAACAGGGCAAUACAAAAGUACACUUGACAUCGAAUAAGUGUUGCUUAUAGUGAAUUAACAUUUGCAAAACUCAAGGUAACCAGACUUGAAACUGAAGGGUCUAAAUAAUACUAUGUCAGCUAAGGGCACUCCAAAGCUGCUGUUCUUUAUUUACAUUUUUCUGUGUAUGUUUGUCCAGUACAGAACCAAAUUCAAAUGCCUAUUAUGCAGGUGAUUACUGAAUCUCCAGACAUCAGGCUGGAAAUAUAAAGCAAACUGUAAUGGAGCUGGUGAAAACAUAAUCCAAUACAGUAUCAACAUGACUGCAUACUUUUCCAGUCUCAUGUCCAGCUUUCCAUGUGUAUUGAAGUGUUCUGAAAGGCUGCUGGGGUCAAAGGUUUACUGUUGUGUAGCUCAGAAGCAGGCCUCUGACCUGUUUCCUUGCUCCAUUUCUGCUGGCACCACUCUUAGGGCUGUUUGGUGAGUGCAUUGAGAACAUUUUAAAUAACUUGAAACUUCCCCAAUAAAUGUGCCAGGGCCUGGUAACUGCCACACACUUGCUGCCCUGGGCAAGAGUACCCUUCUUUCCAGUUGUGUCGAAUAUGUAGGUAACAUUGUGUUGUUUCUUCAUAUUGUAAGGGUGCUGCCAAAGCAAGAAUGUAGCCACAGGGGUGUUGCCAUUGCAUGCGCUUUGAACCAUUAUUGACUCCUUGAGUGAACUAGAUUUUAAAGACUCCAUACCACAUGCAUAAUGGCUGUAGAAUACUACAUAAUAAAAGCCAUAGCUAAUAUUCUUCUCUACACAGAAUUUCUUAAGGUGUACAUUAUGAGACAAGAUGCAGAAGAAAAAGGAAGGAGCCAUGUAUAGAGUUUGUAAAUAAGCCUGGCUAUAUUAUAAAUUUGUACUGGUAUUUUUCUGUAUAUUUGCAAUAUUUGGGUUAGAAAUAAAAACAAAAAUUGACUUUUCAUGGA